AGGCCCGGGGGCAGCGGGGGGAGCCCGGCGGGGACGCGGUGACACCCCGGUGACACCCCGGUGACACCCCGGUGACACCCCGGUGACACCGCCGCCGUGCAGCCACCGCCGCAGCAAUGGAGCCCCGCUGCCCGGCCUGGCUGCAGAUCUGCCCCGGGCCGUGCCGCCUCCUGCUCCACGCUCUGUGCUCCGGCCCCGGCGGGGCGAUGGCCGCACUGAGGGUGCUGCAGCGGGGCCAGCCCCGCGAGGGACCGGGGCAGGCGUUCCCCUGGCAGGCUCUCACCGCAGCCCUGUGCGCCGAGGAGCCCUCGCUGGAGGGGCCAAAGGACACCCUGGCCGUCAAGCCACAGCUGCUGCUGCUGCCCGUUUUGUGCCAGAGAAACCUCUUCUCCCUGCUCCUGGUGGUUCAGGAUGUUGUGCCCGGGGAUUGCCUUGACCAGCUGCUCCAGGCCUUGGAGCAAGAUUCCCAUGUGGAUCCCUGGGUGAAGACACUGGGGGAUCUGCUCCAGCAGGAAGCAAGGGCAGAGGAGGGUUCCCCACAUCCCACUGCCCUGUCUUCCAUGUGCCAGCAGCAGCUUAGGGGCCUGUGCCAGAAAAUUGCCCAGAAGAAACCAGAGGGGCAAAGAAAAUUGAACUGGUGCUUCAGCAAGCAGGCUGGUGCCCCUGACUCUGCACCUCAAGGUGGGAAGUGCAAGAGAAUGUCAGAGGAGAGCCUGCAGUUGGACAGUGAGAGAGAGGGGAAGAGGUUGUUGCUGGAGGAGGUGGCAUUUGAGCCCCUGGAGCCCCAGGAAUGUGGAGAUGUAGCAGGGGUGGAAGAAGAGGUGCCUGAGGAGCCUUCAGGGGAUGUAUCUGCUCAGAGCACAGAUAAGGCUGCUCCAGACAGCUCCCAGCAAGAUGCAGUUGGGGAGCUCAGGAAGAUUUCCCAGACAGAGCUGGCAGUAGAGGUCCAGUCCUUUGUCCAGAUGCAUGGACAGAGGCUGAAAAUGCUGCUGCUGCAGGAGUCCAGUCACUGCGAGCUGCGCACCCCACCCGAGCUGAGCAUCCUGAACAGCUGCUCCCCCAGCCAGCUCGAGGGGCUGUGCUCCUUCCUCCAGCUCUCCACGUGCCUGGAGCCCUUCCUGGUCCGUUUCUGCAGUUGGCUGCUGGCUCUGACCCCUGACCUCAGCUACACCAGCGCAGCCAUCCUGGCAGAGCAGCUCUUCCUCAGGCGAGUCCUGUCCCUCACCCAGCCGCCUUCCCGACACCUCAUGGCUGCCCUCACUUCGUUUUGCUCCAAGUAUUCCCAUCCCUUCUGCCGUGUACUGGUGGCUGCGGUGCUGCAGGAGCCUGGGGAAGGUGCUGAGCAGACCAAGCUGAUGUGUGAGCUCGUGGAGGAGUGCCUGGAGCCACACGCUGUGCAGCUGGUGCUGAGCCAAGUCCUGGAGGUGCCUUUGUCAGAGAGACUCCUGCCAGUACUGCAGGCUGUGCUGGGGCGGCAGGAGGUGCUUCCCCCUAAGCUUUUGGAUCUCCUGGUCCUGACUCUGUGCCAGCAGGCCCCAGCCUUUGCCACAUCACUCAGCUUCGCCAAGCUGGUGAUGGCCGUGCUCACAGUGUACCAGAGCCAGGUCACCCCAGCUCACCGGGGCAGUCUGGCUGCGGUCCUGGAUCAGAGCAAUGCGGUGCUGAAGAAAUCGCUGCAGGCUGUGCUGGAGGGGGCCAGGUGACCACCAAAAGGAAGGUGGCAGCUUCCUUGCUUGGAGGACACUCAUUGCACAGCAGCAGCCACAGCCACCCCUCACUGGGUUCCCCUGGUGAGCAGGGUCUGUUCCCCACGGAGUGCCCAGUGAGGGGGCUUUUGCUGGGUCAGUGCCAUCCCAGCCUCUCACGCUCUCUGGGUCUCAGAGGGGUCUUGGUUGAACAAUUCAUGUGUUUCCAGGUGUUUCUG
Molecule: messenger RNA, 1924 nt
Organism: Cyanistes caeruleus (blue tit)
Lineage: Eukaryota; Metazoa; Chordata; Aves; Passeriformes; Paridae
Source: RefSeq, a predicted model, not a curated record